Apis florea (little honeybee) is the source of this 1743-nucleotide messenger RNA. Its product is annotated as mitochondrial outer membrane protein SLC25A46. NCBI's taxonomy places the organism in Eukaryota, Metazoa, Arthropoda, Insecta, Hymenoptera, Apidae. Gene Ontology annotation, biological process: mitochondrial fission; mitochondrial membrane fission. The record is from RefSeq and is a predicted model, not a curated record. Gene Ontology annotation, cellular component: mitochondrial outer membrane.
UAUAUACAAGAAGAAAAAAUCGAAAUACUUAAAUUUUCUUAAAAAGUAAUAAUUUCUUAGUUACGUUUGCUUUUUUGUAAUUUACUAGAUUGCGCGAUGUGAUGAUCGCAUAUCAUAUAUACCAACUUUAUAAGUGGUAUAGAAGAACAUCAUUUUGGAGUCGACUCAAAAGAAAUGAGAAAUUGAUUGAAUUACAUAGUUUUAAUACAGAAUGUGCAGAAUUAUAAUUUUUAAGAAUUAAUCUCUUAAACAAUGGCGGGAUUGGAAAGUUAUGAAAGAGUAUAUCGAGGAAAACCUAUUAAAUCUUGGGAAACUGAAAGUAAUUUUCCUCAUACUUACCUUGCACAAGAGGUUAUUCGUCCUUUGGAAGUUCCUGCUGUGCACCCUUUAGUUGAAGAUAGUCCUCCUUCUGAAGGAGAUCUUGCUGUAAAAAAAUAUAUGGUUGCUGGUUGUGGAUUAGCAACUUUAAUUACUGAAACUUUGUUAGUUCAUCCACUUAUUGUUCUAAGGAGACAAUGUCAAGUAAAUCCUGGAUUGAACAAAUAUCAUAUAAUACCAAUUACUUUGGUACCUGUAGUUGUACGGCUCCAUCAAACUCAAGGAAUAAAUACAUUAUGGAAAGGAAUUGGAUCAGUAUUGCUUGUAAAAGGAAUGUUGUUAGCUAUUGAAGAUUUCAUUUCUAAAAUAACACCAUGGCCAAAGGAAAUAACAUGUAAUAGUUCACUGAAAGCAUUUGGUCAACACGUGCUUCUUAAAUGUGUUUCUAUAGGUCUAGUAACACCAUUUUAUUCUGCAUCAUUAGUGGAGACAGUACAAUCUGAAAUUGCAUCUGAAAGUCCUGGAAUAUUAGAUGUCUUUCGAGAUGGUGCAAUUCGUUUAGUUGAAGUGAGCAAUAAAGGCAGAUUAAUUCCCAUUUAUUCUCUUCUGCCACCUACAGUUGCUUAUGGAGUAUCCAAAUAUCUUUUUACUCUAGCUGUUCAAGGAGUUACCAGUCGUAUUAUGCAUAUUAGGCAAAAACAGUCUCAAGAGUUAAGGGGUGCAUAUAGCAGAGACUUGCUGUCAGAAACUGUUGCACAAGAUAUAGAAUUACAGUCAUCAUUAAUUUCUACAUUUAUGGCAGAAGCAUUGUUUUAUCCUUGGGAAACAGUGAUUCACAGACUUCAUCUUCAGGGUACACGAACUAUUAUUGAUAAUCUGGAUACAGGACGUAGCGUAACACCAUUAUUAACAGGAUAUAGUGGUGCAAGCGAUUGUUACAGUACAAUUAUAUCUACUGAAGGUCCUCUUGGUUUAUAUAAAGGAUUUGGUGCUCUUAUUUUGGAAUUUUCCAUAAACCUUGUCAUAGUGCGGGUUGUUAAAUGGGUACUGACAGAAUUAAGAACAAUACUAAGACCAAAACCAAAAUCAACACGUGAUCCACCACAAUGGUAUUAUAAUGAUAUAUAAAAGAGCAUUGAUAUUAGUUUAGUAAUAAUACCCUUUGUGUGUAUUGAUCAAUCUAGAUAUAUAAUACAUAUUGUAUUUAUAUAUAUAUAUAAAAUUGUUAUACUAUAUUAUUUUUUUCAUUUAUUAUUAUUAAAUCAAAUCAAUAAUGUAACAUUUUCAGUAAUUUUAAACACUUUAAUCUCUUUUGGUUUAUUGCAAAACAAAAAAACGAAUCAAAUUUCUCCAAAUUAUUGUAUAUAUAAUUUAUGAAACUUAAAUAUACAUAUUUAAAAGAGAAAUAAAAGAAUAUCAUUGUUA